Notothenia coriiceps (black rockcod) is the source of this 1491-nucleotide messenger RNA. RefSeq names its product SET and MYND domain containing 1b (gene smyd1b). Bases 145 to 1491 code for a protein of 448 amino acids. Lineage: Eukaryota; Metazoa; Chordata; Actinopteri; Perciformes; Nototheniidae. Gene Ontology annotation, molecular function: protein binding; histone H3K4 methyltransferase activity. The record is from RefSeq and is a predicted model, not a curated record. Gene Ontology annotation, cellular component: nucleus. The transcript is spliced from 10 exons.
AGUACACAGAGGGCACAGAUUGGUCUACGAGACCCUCAACUACCCUAUCACUGCAUUCAGCUUUUUCUCUUACACUGAAACUUCUGCCGUCUGCUCACCACUGACUCACUGCUCACCAGCUUCUCAGGAACCAGUGCAGGAACAAUGGAGAACGUGGCAAUAUUCGAGUCACCUGGAAAGGGGAGGGGUCUUAAGGCCACUAAGGAGUUUUGGGCUGGAGACGUAAUUUUUGCAGAGCCCAGUGUUGCAGCUGUUGUGUUUGACAGCCUAGUAGACCGUAUUUGCCACAGCUGUUUCCGAAGACAAGAAAAGCUACAGAAGUGCGGCCAGUGCAAAUUUGCUCAUUAUUGUGACCGAACCUGCCAGCGAGCCGGCUGGGCCGAACACAAGCUAGAAUGUACUGCCAUAAAAACGCAUGGCAAAGCACCGAACGAGAACAUCCGUUUGGGGGCUCGCAUCCUGUGGCGCCUUGACAAAGAUGGGAGCAUGAUGUCGGACACGCAGAUGGUAACACUGGAGGAGCUGGAGGAUCACAUUGCUGACAUGCCUGAGGACGAUUUGAAGGACUUCAAAGUGGACAUCCACAACUUCCUGGAUUACUGGCCCCGCAGCAGCAAGCAGCACACCAUUGAUGACACUUUUCAUAUUUUUGGAGUGAUUAACUGUAAUGGUUUCACUGUGAGUGACCAGAGGGGCCUCCAGGCUGUGGGAGUGGGCCUCUUCCCAAAUCUUUGCAUGGUGAAUCACAACUGCUGGCCGAACUGCACCGUGAUCCUCAACCACGGCAAUCAAUCGGCAGUGAAUACUAUGUUUCAUUCUCAACGGAGGAUUGAGCUGCGUUCUCUGGGUAAGAUUGAAGCGGGAGACGAGCUCACAGUUUCAUACGUGGACUUCCUGAAUUUGACCGAGGAGAGACAGAAGCUGCUGAAAACACAAUACUUCUUUGACUGCACAUGUGAGCACUGCAAGGACCACGUCAAAGAUGACUUGAAGUUGGGGGGAUUGGAAGUGGAUGGAGUCAAGCCUACAGAGGAACAAGUGAAAGAGGCUACAGAUUAUUGCUUUGAAAUGAUGGAGAAAAUGGAAAAGGCUCGACUAAAUGGCAACUACCAUGAGGUGGUAAAGAUCAGCAAGGAUUGCCUGGAGAAGACAGAACCAGUUUUGGCUGACACUCACAUUUACCAGCUGCGGAUGUGGAGCACGUUAAGUGAGGUGCAAGCUUACCUGCAGUUAUUUGAUGAUGCUGCAGACAAUUCCCGCAAAAUGGUGGAGGGAUACAUGAAACUGUACCACCCAAACAAUGCUGCUCUUGGUAUGGCCGCCAUGCGAUCAGGAGUGACUCACUGGCAAGCUGGGGAAAUAGAGAUCGGCCAUGGCAUGGUCUGCAGGGCCUACGCCAUUCUCAUGGUCACCCACGGCCCAAUGCAUCCCAUCACUAAGGACCUGGAGCCCCUCCAUCACACCGCACGAUACCGGCGCCCGCUCCACUAA